Adineta steineri is the source of this 861-nucleotide messenger RNA. The record is from the annotation of a GenBank genome assembly. Lineage: Eukaryota; Metazoa; Rotifera; Eurotatoria; Adinetida; Adinetidae.
AUGGGAAAAGAUGGUGGUUUUUUGACGCCAAAAGCAAUUGGUAAUAGAAUUAAAGCCAAAGGUCUACAAAAAUUACGAUGGUAUUGUCAAUCUUGUGAGAAACAAUGUCGUGAUGAGAAUGGAUUCAAAUGUCAUAUACAAAGUGAAUCCCAUCAACGGCAAUUAUUAUUAGUGGGUGAAAAUGCAGGCAAAUAUGUUUCUAAUUAUUCACAUGAAUUUCAUAGCGGCUUUUUCAGUACAUUACGUCGUUCAUUUGGCACAAAACGUGUUUUAGCUAAUACAGUUUAUUGUGAAUAUAUUAAAGAUCGGGAACAUGUUCAUAUGAAUGCUACUCGAUGGGUUGCUUUAGCAGGUUAUGUUCGUUGGCUUGGAAGCCAAGGACUUUGUGAAAUUGAAGAAACUGAACGAGGAUGGUAUGUAACAUUAAUUGAUAAAGAUGCUGAUUCAGUACGACGUGAAAUGGAUGCUGAAAAAAAAGAAAAAAUGAAUUUAAGUGAUGAACAACGACGACAACAAUUAAUAGCUGAACAAAUUAGAAGGGAUCAAGAAAGAGGUAUUCAACAUGCUGAACCAGUAUAUACUGAAUUUGUUCGCAAUGAUGAAGAAGAAAAAGUACAAGUUACAUUUAAUAAAGUUGUUGUUGAAGAAAAGAAAAAAAUUCUACCACCAUCCAUUCUAGUUACAAGUAGUAAAAAACGAACUGAUACAACGGAUGAAACUCCAGAAGUAGUUGUUGUUGUUGUUGUUGUAACAGUUUCUUCAAUAGGUUCAAAUCUCGACUUCUUUUUAACAACAACUUCUUCUGUUUUUAAAAAACCAUUCCCACCAGCUGCAUUAAAACCAAAAAAAAUCAGCACUUGA